Molecule: messenger RNA, 3062 nt
Organism: Oryzias melastigma (Indian medaka)
Lineage: Eukaryota; Metazoa; Chordata; Actinopteri; Beloniformes; Adrianichthyidae
Gene: il12rb1
Product: interleukin 12 receptor subunit beta 1
Exons: 16
Coding region: 563-2626 (687 amino acids)
Biological process (GO): cytokine-mediated signaling pathway
Cellular component (GO): signaling receptor complex; external side of plasma membrane
Molecular function (GO): cytokine binding; cytokine receptor activity
Source: RefSeq, a predicted model, not a curated record
GAAAGCACCAUACAAGUAUACGCCAUUUACCAUUUUACUAAUAUACAUACAUAUAUAUGUGUGUGUGUGUAUGCAUAUAUACAUAUAUAUGUUGUGUUUUUUUUUUCAGAAAAUUAGUCCUUAAUCACUUGCAGUUCAUGAAUAAAACUGUCAUUUUUUUUUUUUUAACCAAACAAGGUGCCUCUUUUUACUUCUUGUAGCCUUCAACUUACGUUCUGGUGGUUCUGUCUGUUGACACAUUAAGUUACAUGUAGGUGUAAGGAAGUUUUCUUUCUGGGGUUUCCACUGAAGAAAAAAACGUCUUUAAAGCAAAACUAUUUUACAAAGUCAAGCAUAGAAGUAAAAAAAAAAAAAAAAAAUCAGCAAGUGACUUCAAAGAAUUUCUUUUGUGUCUGACUUCACAGUGAGAACCUAAAGCCUCCUCCCCUACUCGUCAUCAUUGUGGCUUUACUGAGACUUAUAUAAACUGAGGGACUUGAAACUCUGGUGACAUUUCUGAGAAAAAGAGUCAUGUAACAGGAACACAGGUUGACUACUUUGACUCACUUCCACCAACCAAAUAAUGAACAUUUUUCUAAACUUUCUUCGCCUCAUGGAAGCUCUCGUGCUCUGGAGCUCUUUACAAGGAUUUACUUUCUUUCUGUUCCUAAUCAGCAAAGGGUCAGGAUGUGAACUUCGUUCAAGCCCUGAGUGCUACAGACAAGACAGCAAAGAAACUGUUUACUUUUGUGAAUGGAGCUUUAAAACAAACGCAAGUGAUGCCAGGUUUGACUUUUACUAUAAGCCAGCAAAUGAGUUAAUGCAAUCUGGGCCGAAUUUAAGUUCGACAGGUAGUGAGAAAAAGUUUGGGGAAACGAAGGAGAACCCGUAUGACUUUGUUGCAGAACAACUAAUAGUUGGCUCUAAAAUUGACAUUUGGAUAGAAGCUCAUACGAGUAGUUCCAACUGUGUGUCACCCAAGUGGUCUGGUGUGCUCAUGGACAGAGUUAAAUACAUGGCUCCACAAAAUAUCUCUGUAUCCUGGUUGACGAACAGCCUCAUUUUAAGAUGGCCAGCUCCAGAAGAACAUCCAGCUUUAGCAGAGGUCCGCAUUCUGCCUAAUGGUGGUCCUACAGAAUCUUCAGAAACAAGGUUAAUAAACACCACAUUUGAAGCUGGAGAGAGAGCUCUUGAAACACACCCAACAGAGAUCUUAAAGUACAAACUUCUGGUUGCAAAUCUUCAGAAGAAUACAGCUUACCGGGUUUCUAUUAGACAUCGAUCAACUAAAGCCAAAGACCCACUAUGGAGCAACUGGUCUACACCGACAGUUGUUCCGGCAGAACUUGAACAUGAACCUGACAUAACCAACACAGUGACACUUGAAAAUGGCCAUCGAAAGGUGAAGCUAACUUGGAAGCCGAUGCCCAGUGCAGCAGCAGUCAGGGGUGUGAAGUACAUCGUGAAAGACACACAGUCGUCUCGUGAUUGCCCGUGUAAGCGGAAGAAAAAGCAACCGAGUGAGCAAGACAAAAACCAUAUUGUUUACGUAUCAUACUCUUCUGUCAACAUCACCGUCGUCGCCAAAAACCCAGCAGGCCUGUCUCCACAGGCCGUCAUCAGACUACCAGUUGCAAGUGCAGCAAAUUUAACAAUUUGUAAUAAAACAUUACUUGACGGAAAAUUAAAAAAGAAGUCAACUUGUGUCGAGCUGUACGAGCUUCAAGAUGACCAUUUGGAGCCAAAAAAUGUGGUGAUUUUAACAGCAAGGAUGCGUAAGGAAAAGAGGGAACAACUAAAAAGAAAUAUGAGUGACUACAUCCGGUACCUUUACUUUGAGCACAGAUGUGUCAAUGGGAAACCACAGACAGAUCAAAUGUGCUUCUUUUAUAAGAAGGAGGGAGUGCCAAACAAAGAACCUCAGGAUUUUAUCGUCUCUCAUGAAACACAAAAUUCAGCUCAAAUAUUCUGGAAACCAGUUCCGUAUGAGCACCAGCGUGGGUUCCUCACUCACUAUUCAUUGUGCAUUGUGAAAAUCAAUUCACAAAAGGACGACUGCUUCAACAUAUCAACAUCAAAAACGUCUCACCGCUUGGGAAACUUAACACCAGGAACAAAAUACAACGUCAGCCUGGCUGGAGUGACACGAAUGGGAAAAGGACAUCAAGCCAGAACCUUUUUUACCACAUUGUCAGAGGUUCCUGUGAACGUGUGGUUGAGUUUGGGACUGCUGAUUGGGUUCUUCUUUUUCUCAACUAUGUGCACCAUUGUUUUAAAGAGAAUCAGAAACACGAUCUUCCCUCCUGUGCCGACUCCUGUGAUUCCAGAUUUUACUGCCCGGCAGCCAGACAGUGAGAAGUGGGAGAGAAAAGAAGAAGUGCAUGAGGUCACUCUGCACCAGCUCCUCCAGGAGGGGACCUCCAUUUCAGAAAAGGCCACCGUCUUCAGAGAGGAGUGGAACGGUGGGACUGAGGUGGAGAGUGAGGGGAGCCACUCAGAAGGGUCCAGUGACGAGUGUGAGAGCUCCAACUCAACAAGUCAUGCACUGAGAAAAUCAAACAUAGAGAUUGAGCAGAUGGACGUAGAACUCGCCAUGCUGAUUUACAGAAAUGGUUUGGUGUUUGACGUCAAAGGAGAGUCACCCUAAAGCUGUCAAGAUGUGAUUUAUUCUGAAAUUAGUGUUUUAAUGUGCAUAUGAAAAAAUAUAUCUAUAAAUCCACUUUAUAAUUAAAAUUAUGCUCGUAUAUUUGUGUUAUUUAUGUGCUUAUUUUUUGGUUUAGCAAAAAUUUAGAAAAUAUUUAACAAUUUUCUAUGUGAGACAAUGUAUUUUUGGGAAAAGACUGACAUUUUUGGUUUAAAUUUAUUUUAUUUUGGUCAAAAGUAGAAUUACACAAUGAACAUUUUAAUGGUAAUUAUCAUCUCAACUUUAUUUAUAAAGCACUUUAAACAAAAUAAAGCUCACCAAAGUGCCAAACAACGCAUAAAAUUAGCAAAAACAAAUAAAAGAUAAGACAAAUGACUAUUAACAAUAUAAUAAAACCAACUAAAUCAAACAACUCAAUUAAAAGCCAAACAAAAAAAAA